UACAAAGUUAUCAUAAAAAUGGAAUGGCGCCCUCAUUAGUCAUCGAUAACGUAUAAGACAGUAUUUGGCUUCUAACACACACCAUGGCAGUCAGCGGGUCGUAAUUGGAUGUGCGGCGUGUAGAUUAUUAUUAUUAUUUUUUUAAUAAGUGUUGUCAUCGAAGCCUUUCUGGACAAUCUGGCUUGGCAAGACGCUCAGCUAUUUGCUGAGCCGUGAUUGAUUGGACUUGGGCGUGGAGAAUUUGCAUAUAGCAGCAACGGGAGCAACAGCGCACGUACGCACGCACCCACACGUCGAGAAUCCGGCGGAUGGCGGGGGAGCUUCGCGUGAGUCUGUGUGCGGUGAUGUGCGACAACCUGUGAAGGCGGACAAAGUUUGCCACAUUACCUCACACGGGUAAGCAGCCUUGCUGAAGAAUUGCGUGAGGCGUGAGGCGGUGAUAAGUGUUUUCGUUCUCAGGAUGGAAGAUGGAAACGGUUGGACGGAGGAACCGGAGCAACUUGAACCUCCUUUGCCCCUCAAGUCUGAUGAUGAGGAUGAUGGAAACCAACUUUUCUUUCCGCUUGCUUGCCGCUACAUGCACACAAACAAUUUCCACCCUGGAAUGUGUCAAGGCUUGAGUCGUCACCGUGCCGUUUGCUGCCAAUGGCGUAGAAACCCCGAGCUGCCCUCCAUAAACUGGAUACGACGACAGGUGCCACCGGGCGUCUCGGUGAACGUGCCGCACUUCUCUGCGCCACCCGAGGAGCUCGUAUCGAGGGUCGACGAUGUGAUGCCGAUACCGACCGCAGCUUCCUCCGCGGCUUCCUCUCAUAUAGCGCGGAGACGAACAAGCCUGCCAAAAGAGUCGAGAAACAUCUUCAUCACCUACUCCUCGGACUCGUCUUGUGAGAUGAUCGGCCUUGUUGACUUCCUCUCCAAAAAUGGCUUCCAACCUGCUGUGGACACAGCUGACGGGCCCCUGACAAACAUGGACGUCACCACCUGGGAGAACACAAUCAUGAAGGAUCCAUCCACCCCUAUCAUUGUGGCUAUCAGUCCACGCUACAAGGCAGACAUUGAAAGCUGUGUUGUGAACACCCGCGGCGGUCUGCACACGAAAUACAUUUACUCCAUGGGCAGCUUGAACUUCCGGUUCAUCCCUGUGCUCUUCCUCGACGCCUCCCAGAAGGAUGUUCCGGGAUGGCUUCAGAACACGCGUGUCUACCGCUGGCCCCGGGACAUGGAUGACCUGUUGCUGCGACUGCUGAGAGAGGAGAGAUUUGUUCCUCCUCCAGUGCCCGUGGAGCUCACCGUCUUCAUCACACCUGUGGUUGCCACACCUUAAAUCCAACUGUUGUAUCUCUAUAGAUGGGUCAUUACAGAAUCGGAGGACAGUUCAGGUACCGAUAAUUUUGAAAAAAAUGAUUUCUUUUAUUAUUUUCUUAUCCCUUCAAGAAAAAAAACAACAAUGAUUAUUAUUAUCUAGUAUGAUUUGAUUUUAUUUGUCUUUGAAUAUUUUGCUGUUUGGCGAAACAUUGUUCCAGAUACUUAGGCCACUGAAAAAAAAAACUUGUAAAUUGUUGCUGAAUAGAUCAUUUACAAAUGUACUUUUUUUACAGCACAGUUCGGUUGUAUUUAACUUGAGUACACUAAAUAUGCUUUUUAGCCGUAAAACCUCUGCCUCUGUAUUUUUUCUGACUGUGUUGUUGACUAGUUGUUUGGCACACGCAGAUUCAACCUAUUCGCGGAAUUUUUUUUAUUUUUUUGCUUUGUUCAAUAUUUCUUUUAAUAUGUUUUGUAAUUAAAAUAUAUAUUUUUAGGAGGAUUCUGGUGGGGAUUUCUGUGUAUAAUUGACACCACUUAUAAAUGCACUGAA
Hippocampus comes (tiger tail seahorse) is the source of this 1858-nucleotide messenger RNA. RefSeq names its product adapter protein CIKS-like. The coding region runs from base 461 to 1327 and encodes 288 amino acids. The record is from RefSeq and is a predicted model, not a curated record. Gene Ontology annotation, biological process: positive regulation of canonical NF-kappaB signal transduction; humoral immune response. NCBI's taxonomy places the organism in Eukaryota, Metazoa, Chordata, Actinopteri, Syngnathiformes, Syngnathidae. The transcript has 8 exons.